GGUAACGUAUACUAAGACAAAGAUAGAUGUAUUUAGAUUUAAGUAGAAUUGAAGCCGUCUGCAGCUUUGUGACAGUUGUAUCUUCGUAACGUAAGGCAUCACAUUGACGUAGACAUGUAUGGUUAUGAAGUGGCAAAUAAAAUUAUGACGUCAGUCGAAGAAUUUCAGGAAGCAUUCCAGCUUUUUGAUUCCCGUGGUGAUGGGAAGAUACAUGUAACACAGAUUGGAGAUGCACUCAGAGCUCUUGGACAGAAUCCUACAGAGUCAGAUGUAAAAAAAUUCACUCACCAACAUAAGCCAGAUGAACGAAUUAGCUUUGAGGUAUUCUUGCCAAUCUAUCAGGCCAUUUCUAAGAGUCGAAGUUCAGACACUGCUGAUGACUUCAUUGAAGGUCUUCGCCACUUUGAUAAAGAUGGUAAUGGUUUCAUUUCCUCAGCUGAGCUGCGCCACUUGUUGAGUACUCUGGGUGAGAAGUUGACAGAUGAAGAGGUAGAGCAGUUGCUAAUGGGGCAGGAAGACUCUCAGGGUAACAUCAACUAUGAAGAGUUUGUGCGUAUGGUGAUGUGUGGCUAGAGAAAAUGGGGAGCUUCAUAACUGACACCAACAUGGAAUUAAACAAACUUGGAAAUUAUCAAUGUAAGGUUUGGUUCUCUAAUUCAAGAUUCUUUCAGUUUCAGUUCUGAAGUCCCAGAUCAAAACUGAGUAAAUUUCUGUUUUUGACAAAAAUUAUUUAACUUGUGAACAACAAUUUAUCUAAAUUUGUGGUGGCUACCAACUCUGAACUGAUUCAUAAAAUAUAACAUUAUUAAAAUAAAAGCUUGGAAGCAAUGUUUAAUAUGCUCAUUUUCAUUUUGAUAAACAGUUAUAUUGUUCAUUAAAAUAGCUUGAAUAAUUUGUAGAGUGUAGGUUUUGAAUCCUAAAUUUAUUUCUGGAUCCUGGUUAAGGAAUGCCAGGCCUUCCUAACAAUACAUAGUUCUCUAUUUUGUGUAUAAUAUGACAAUAUGUGUAAUAGAAAAAAGCCUAGACAUCUAUACUCCCUAAAUUAUUUUAUAAAAAUAUCAGAUCCAGUAUGAAUAAUGCAUGGAAAGAAGCUGGUAUUAGAUGGGAUAGCAAAGUCAUUAAAAAAUGUAAUUUGAAGCAUUAUGAAGAUUCUUACAGAACCUUUGCAAGUGUGAUUAUUUAUAUAAGAAAUCUCUUUUAUUUAUCCAGUGGUGCUUGAAGGUUGAUCACUGUAGAUUUAAUAAAAAGAUAAUAAGAUGAUUUAUGACUUGCAUUGUUCAAUGUGUCCAAUUUUUUGUUUGUGAAUGAAGUAAUCGUCUAGCUGUAUCCAAACUUACCUAUAUAUUUUUCACGUGGGAGUUGCUAUGAAAUGCUAAGUUAUGUGAAAUAAAGUUGUGUGAGCAUUUGUUUUUUCAUAUACAAAUAUGUAUAUACAUAUAUUCCCUUAGUCAGUGCAACUAGAAGACUUUUGCACUAUUACAGCAAUAUGUUUCAACACUAUGAUCAUCAGGCACUAAAAAUAUGAUAUUCUUAUAACUUAUUAAUAACAUUGUUCUUUUUUUAAGGCACGUCUUCUUCCAUUCUGAGUACAUUAAAAGGUAUUUUAAUUGGCCUUUUAUCCUCAAAUCCGAAGAUUAUUUGCAUGUGUUAGCAGUAAAAAUGAUCAUCAAGCUGCUACUUGAAUGGAUGAUUCAUAGAAAAUGCUUGUAGCCCCCCCCCUUUCCAGCCACUAAGUAAAUAUGCAUACCAUUCUUUCUCUUAUCUUUAUUAAAAAUAACAUUUUUGAGAAGAUAUGCAUAUAUGAAUUGCUUCCCAAUUUCUUGACAGCUUUACAGUAUUUUUUCUUCUUUCUAAUACAUGGCUCUGCAUUUGAAUUUUUAUGCCCUUCUUGGUGUUCUUAUUCAGUCCAUUCUUUGUAACCCUUCACUUCUGGCAUACAAGGAGUUCACAGACACAGCAGUUCUAUUACUUUGUAUGUGAAGUUGAAAUUGCAGUUUUUGUUUUGUAUUUUAUGUUUUUAUCUGUGCUUUAAUGCUAUAUAGAUUUAUUAAAGUACUUGUACUGUGCUGUA
Messenger RNA from Zootermopsis nevadensis, 2071 nucleotides. RefSeq names its product Myosin light chain cytoplasmic (gene Mlc-c). NCBI's taxonomy places the organism in Eukaryota, Metazoa, Arthropoda, Insecta, Blattodea, Termopsidae. Gene Ontology annotation, cellular component: myosin II complex. Gene Ontology annotation, molecular function: myosin heavy chain binding; calcium ion binding. The record is from RefSeq and is a predicted model, not a curated record.